Stegostoma tigrinum is the source of this 6961-nucleotide messenger RNA. Its product is annotated as double C2-like domain-containing protein beta. Bases 560 to 1759 code for a protein of 399 amino acids. The record is from RefSeq and is a predicted model, not a curated record. Gene Ontology annotation, cellular component: membrane. Lineage: Eukaryota; Metazoa; Chordata; Chondrichthyes; Orectolobiformes; Stegostomatidae. The transcript has 10 exons.
UUACAGCAAUGUUUGAAGUGCCUCAGUCUAAUUGAACCGAUAAUCUGUAGUCAGGUCAUUCAACACAGUCCAAGGUGGCAGUAAAUGGAAUUAUAUUUUGUUUAGGUGAUGACUUUGAGUAUUUUGGUGAUUUAUUGAAGUCCCAUUCCACCUCCAGACGGCCUUAUCUUUUUCUCUCUUCAUCCUCACACCUGAUUUUGUCUUCAUUCCAGUGCUUCCUGUUUACUGCUUGGUUGCUAACCACUGACAUCAUAGUCUCCACCUCUCCAAAUCAAUCUCUCACAGAGAGCGAGCGAGGGAGAGACACACACACAUACACACACAUUCAUAGGCUGAACAGCAGUACUGGAAAGAUAAGGAGUGUCUGUGGCAUUGAGGCAGCAUGCACAGGUUUUCUACAACUCAAAGCACAUAAGCAUCCCAGCCUAAUGCUGGAGAUUUGAGUUCUGCUGUGCAUGAGAUAGGUUCCUUACUCUCAGUGUUCAUUGCUCAAUUCAAGAUUCAGGGUGGCUUUUAUUUCUUCAUUUUGCUGUCUGCUGUGUCAAAAAGGGUUGCAUGCAUGACAGUCCGAAAAGGAGAAAAAAUGGCCAUAAGUAUUCAAGAGCAUAUGGCUAUUGAUGUCUGCCCAGGUCCUAUUAAGCCUAUUAAACAAAUCUCUGAUUACUUCCCCCGUUUUCCUCGUGGUCUUCCAGCAGCUGUGAGCCGCAACUCUGUGCAUUCCACUGUCAGCCAGCCCUCUAUCACCCAGUCAGAGGCUACAGAGGAGGACGAUGUGGACAAAUUAUUUGGGGCAUAUGGAGCUGCAUCUGCUGCACCUACCAAACAUGAGGAGGACACCGAGGCUGAAGGCUAUGAAUCCGAUGACUCCACCACCCUGGGUACAUUAGAUUUCAGUUUGCUGUACGACCAAGAAAACAAUGCUCUCCAUUGCUCAAUAAAUAAAGCGAAGGUACCAAAGCUUUGGCACAAGAAGGGCCUUAAGCCAAUGGACCACAACGGACUUGCUGAUCCAUAUGUCAAAUUACACUUACUCCCUGGAGCCAGUAAGGCCAACAAGCUAAGGACAAAAACUUUACGGAAUACGUUGAAUCCAAUCUGGAACGAGACUCUCACUUACUAUGGGAUUACUGAUGAAGACAUGGUACGGAAGACAUUAAGAAUUUCGGUAUGUGAUGAAGAUAAAUUCCGUCAUAAUGAGUUCAUUGGCGAAACAAGAAUUCCACUGAAAAAAUUAAAGCCAAAUCAAACGAAGACCUUCAACAUUUGCCUGGAGAAACAGCUGCCAAUAGACAAAACAGAGGACAAAUCACUGGAAGAGCGUGGUCGGAUUCUCAUCUCUUUAAAGUAUAGCUCACAGAAGACUGGGCUUGUCGUUGGAAUUGCAAGAUGUGCACAUUUAGCAGCUAUGGAUGCAAAUGGCUACUCAGAUCCUUACGUAAAAAUCUAUUUGAAGCCAGAUGUGGACAAGAAAUCAAAACAUAAGACAGCUGUGAAAAAGAAAACACUUAAUCCAGAAUUUAAUGAGGAAUUUUGCUAUGAAAUCAAGCAAGCAGAUUUGGCAAAAAAGACUCUGGAAGUAACAGUUUGGGAUUAUGAUAUUGGAAAAUCAAAUGACUUCAUUGGUGGGGUAACGCUUGGAAUUAAUGCAAAAGGUGAACGUUUAAAACAUUGGUUUGACUGUCUGAAGAGCAAGGACAAGAAAAUAGAGCGCUGGCACACAUUGACCAAUGAACUCCCAGGAUCUAUUCUCAGUGAUUGAUGCCACGUGUCCAUUCAGAAUCUUGCUUCGCAAGUCAGCACGCGACAAGUGGUUCUCCGAGAGCACGCAUAAAGAACUGUCACAGAUAGGUUGGGCCUCUUGCACUUUUUGUUUCAGAACCAACGCUCUCUAGACCUCUUCACAGAUACCUAACUUUGCCUGGUAAUCUUGUGGCUUACAUAAUGGCUUCUGUAAAUGUUUACAUGCAUUUGUGUAUCUGAGCACUUGGGAUAAAUAUCAGAGCUGUACCUUUGGAUGAUUUUUUUAUAAUUGGUGUAACAACAAGAAUUAUCCAUUUUUGAUGAUUGAUACUUGUAGUGACCCAGGCCAAGCAGAUUAUUGACCGUUUUGGGGUGUUUAAUUUUUAUUGCUACAAAAGUGAAAAAGGUCUCUGAAGUAUUUAGUUAUAUCUCUGCUCUCUAUAGCAGAAGUGACCCUAUUCCAAAAUAAGUUGUACAAAGGAAUGGGACCUGUUCUGUGUUUAGUGUUAUUUUGGAGAAAUAAAUUACUUUUGAUACAGAUCUGGAGUACUAUGGACAUAGUAGUGGCAAAUUUUCCACAGGCUUAGAUUAAAUAAAGAAUAAAACUUCAAAUAAAGUAAUGUGUUUUCAGAGAAGCCUGUCAAUAUUCCAGAAACAAAUUGACAAGGUUCAAGCAAAGCUAAAGGUAGCACACAGAAAAUAAUUGCUGCGUGGUUCAGAUUUUAAUUAUCUUCCUUUUAUCACAACAAUACAUACUGUUUCUCUUUUUAAAGACCUAGAUUAAAAUUGAGCUGUGGGAGUGACGAAUUCUGUAAUAUUCCUUCAUUCAGAUUUUCACAAUUAAUGGGUCACUUUAUGAAUCUUUAAUGAAUCAAUGUAAAUCCACAAAACAGCUUUCAAUUAGUAUUUGUUGUAUCUCAAGUCCUUAGUUGAAAAAGUGGAAUCAAAAAAUGUCAGGGGGUAGAAAAGUAAUUAAUAGCCCCAUUGUUUGAAACAUAACAGUUCACAUUUGCAGGACAAGGGUAAAAGGAGUGAGAUGUAUGAGAUAAUUCUGCCCAAGAAAUAGAACAGGCACGAAUUACAGUCUACACAGUCAUGUAGAAACAAUUUAUUUUCUAGAAAAAAUUUUAGACACUUCCAACAAAAAAAUUGAUCUCAAUGUGUUUUCUGACAUUUUGACACUGUGCUCUGUUCCAUCUUCCAAGCCCAAAAUAAUUACGAAUAAGGACAACCAUUAAUUUAGUAAGAAAAUCAAAGUAGUUUUAAGCAUGACCGCCCAACAUCAGGCACAGAAUUGCGACAAUUACAUCAAUUAUGCAUGUGCUAAUUUAAUCAUUUGGAAUAUUUUAUUUUUACCACCUACAGAAGGUAAAAUCACGUAUUGAUAUAAUCAAAACAAAACCUCAUAACUGAACUCUAACUCCAAGUCACUCCUAAAAGUGAAGCUGCCCUUUUCCUCUUUUAGAGCCUAAUUGAACUGCUGUAUCUUUCAAACAGUUUUUGAUAUUUUGCCCAUAGAAGCUUCCCAGAGAAAACAAUGUCAGUACCUGAAAGCCCACAAGGUUACUACCUUGGUUCGAGCAUCCUUGAAAUCAUGUAUUUUUGUGAUCUAAUGAAAGAUGGAGGAAAAAGAGCUACCAAAAGAGAAUUAUAGAAUUAUUAUCAUGCAGAAACAGGUCUCACCUCAUCAAAAAAUAGAAUGCUGUAGAUUUCAAAGAUCUGGAAUAAAAGCAGAAAAUACUGGAACUACUCAUCAGCUUUACUAACGUGGAAAAGACAAAAACUUAUUGUUUCUGAUCAAUGACCAUUCAUCAGCAGUGGGAAAAGUAAUAAAUGUAAUAGAAAUGUAAUAAACUUGAAGCAAAGGUGGGUGAAUCAAGAACAAUAGGAAUGUUUUUAUUGGGAUGAAAGACAGGAGAGGAAUUGAAUGACAGAAGAAUUAGACUAUCUGGAUCAAGGGGAAUGAAGAUCAACCAAGAAAAGAAACAAAACAUGAACAAUACACCGGGCACAGGUGUGCUGAUGAUGUGUGCAAGCACAACAUUGGAGUAAAACCAAUGAAUGUAUCGUUGAAUUGGGAAGGCUGAAAAUUGCUUUUUCGAAAGGUAAGGUAUCAUUCCUCAAACUCAUAUUGAGCUUCAUUGAAAAAGUGCAGCAGACUAGGGGCCUAGAGCAAGACAGGGAAUUAAAAUGACAGGCCACAGGAAGGGUCAUGCUUGUGGGCUAAGAAGAGAUGUUUGGUUUCCAAAAUAUUGGGGAUUCUGCAAGGGCAAACUGCAAACACGGUGAACUGGACUGAAAGAAAUUCAUGUAAAACACUGCUUCACGUGGAAGGAAUGUUUGGAGUCUUGGAUAGUGAGGAAAGUAUAGGUAAAGAAUAGGUGUUACAUUGGGAUGGAAAGCUUCCAAGGAAAAGGGAUAGAGUGUUGCAUUGAUUGAUGAAUGGAGCAGGCUAUCAAAAUGGAAUGACACCUUGUGAAGAUGGCAUAUACAUGACUUUUAAUUGUCAUCACACCUUUGGAAUUUCUCAUUCCCACUGUUAGCAAGAUCUCUAACCCAGCAAACAAUGCACCAACAGCACUAUAUGCAAAUUAGCAUACCAAGAGAAUGAACAGCUGUUAGUAUUUUGCAAAUUAUAAAUCAUUAAAUGAGUAGUGUAUGAUUUGUACUAGUUAUUGACAAUUUAAAACUGAGUAAUACCACAACAUGAAAAUAAGCUCCAUUUCCUUUGUAAUGGAUAAUUUUUUACAAAAAUGGUCUUGCAGGAAUGCAUAGAAAACAUUUUUUUUUAAAAAUCUAGUAAUCAGAUGUAAUCUCAGGAAAAAAAAAUGUAACCACAGUACAGCGAAUAUUUUGGUUCAGCCCCAAUCAAAAGAUUCCACCUCAAGAUUUAAAAUAUUACUGGCACGCUGAUCUUCAUUAAUGAAAAGGAUUGGUGGCCGGGGCGGAAGAGUAGGAAAAAGAAUUUAAGAAUUCUUCUAAAUACUGGAAUACUACAGAUGAAGUUUUCAAGAAAUCCAAUUGUCAAUACAGUUUCAGGCUAAUAAAUAAAGUAUACAUAUUCUUGUAAAACCAUCUUUAAACCAGUUUGUAGAAGGAAAAUGAACCAAUUCAAUUUAAUCAUUCAUUGCUUUCUUCCUUGUACACUGCUUGUAUCAAAAGCACAUUAUUUUUUUUUAAUGCUGCAAUAAUUCACUUUAAUGCAAUUAAAAAUUGGAAAAAAAAUUCAUGACAUUGACCAGUUAAUGGGCCACGUUUGUGCCUCUUUCAUUCCCUUCAGUAAAACACACUAGAUCUACCUGCAGGGCUCUGGGUCCAGGUUCUUUUGUGAUAGUAAUUGACCGUGGAAAUAUUGCAGUUUGCCUGAUUCUACUGUGAAAAUACUACGGCCAUAUCAAAUUAUUAGUCAGAAGGAAUGGUAAACAGUUACAUCAAAUUUAAUUUCAGGAGAUUUCACUUGAGUGCAUUGUUGUUUGUGCAGCAUUAAUAACUAGCACUCUGUGUCAAAAUGUAUGGCUGUUUAAAAGUGUUAUGAUACAUACUGCUCAGUACUUUAAGCUAACUCUGUGUAUACAAGAUAAAACAUUACAGAGUUUGACAUUUUUGACAUCUCAAUGAAAGUCACAUCACAAAACCUUAAGUGUCAAAAAUGAUAUUUAAAUAUUUGGACUUUUAUAUACAACCUACUUGCGUAAUUAAUAACAACAAAACCAUGUUGAAUGUGCAAAACCCACUUUGAGGAUGAAUUCUUUAUGCUUUUUAAGAAUCUGAAUUUUGUAUGGAUUUCAAUUAUUGUGCAUGAAGCUUGACUGGCUGCUAUUAUUGUACUAACUUGAAAUGCAACAUGCAACAAACAUUCCAAUUCGAAAAAUUUUGUGGAUUUUAAAACCAAUAACAUGUUUAGAGUAACGUUCGCAACAUUACACUCUGCAUGAAGUGUUAAUUUCCUUAUGCCCUUAAAAAUGUUUAGCAGUUGAUCAUAUAUUUUCUGUAAAUGAGCCUUGCACUACAGAUUAUUGUUCUAUGAUGCACAUUAUCUACUUUGUUCAUAAUCAAUCAACCAACCUCCCUUAAAUAGGAAGAGAUACAUAUUAUGCCAAAGGUUCAUUUUAACUUGCUCUAUUAUCUGUGACAUAAAGUUCCUUGAUUGUGUGCAGUUAUUCAGUUUAACCUUGUGUGGAACAAGUGACCAUGUAAUGGAGCAAAAAAGGACAAUGACUUGCAUCUACUCUCUAUUGCCCAACUCUGUUAUAACUUGUUAUAACUUUUUAAAGAAUCUUAAAACAUAAUUCCUGAAUGUUGAAUUUAUUUAAAAAUGCCUAAUCAAUAAAGAACACAGCCAUAUUUUCUCUUUUUUUUGCAUUCUGUGCUGUUCACAGCUGAGUAGGAUUAUAAGAUACCAAAAUGGAACAGGAUUUAUUGUACUUUGUAACCAUGUGUUACAAGCACAAACCCUAACAGAAUGAAGGGUGUAUUAGAAGGUAGUCACAGUUGUCAAUACAGGUUAACUUUUUGCAGCCGAAUUCAAGGGUUGAUCUCAAUUAAAUAGUUAUUUUCAGAACUGUUUAGAGAAAAACAUAUUCAUCUAUUUACAAAAAAUACUCAUCAAAUAGACCAAAGAAUACAACAAAAGGCUUUUUUGUGUUUGUUUUAAGUUCGAUUCCGUUUUGAAAGAAGUUUUUUUUUUAUUUCCACCUUUGAAAUGGUCUCUGAAUUCUUAUUACUUUGAAUUGACAACAUCAAUAAUUUAGAUUUGUGAAGUAACAUUAAUGUAAUAAAACACUCCAAGGCGCUUCUCUUUUUUUAAAAAAAAUAGGGUUACAAACAAAAACAUUUGUUUCUACAGAUCCAGUUUACUUUGAGAAUUUAAGGUGAAAACCUGCCAGGAUUUGACAGUAUCAUUUAAGUGCUGAAAUUAAAUAACAGUACACUACAAAAUACACAAACAGUGGUCUUGUGUUCCACUCAUGGUAAAAUCUCUGACUAGAAAUUGAUCAGUUGAUUAAAAGUACAAAAUAUCAAUUUGAUUUUUUUUACAUUUUUCUCUUUCUAGUUUACCAGAUUUUUCAUGUAACUGUAUGGAAUGCAUGCAGAUAAAUAUCGUAAAUCACCUUUACAAUGAAUGUUUCUAAUCAUGUUUUACUACAAUGUGGGGAAUGCAACGUCAACUUUGAAAGUAUCUUUUAUUGCUUCUCACAAUAACUGACUUUUGUAUCUCAGC